Molecule: messenger RNA, 1719 nt
Organism: Eucalyptus grandis
Lineage: Eukaryota; Viridiplantae; Streptophyta; Magnoliopsida; Myrtales; Myrtaceae
Product: zeatin O-glucosyltransferase
Molecular function (GO): UDP-glycosyltransferase activity
Source: RefSeq, a predicted model, not a curated record
CAAAAAUUCUACUCGAAAUAUAAAGAAGUGGAAAAUAAAGAAACUAAUUAAAAAAGAAAGGACGGUCCAAACGAUUUUGCUUUCGGAUUCCAUUCCCUCUCUACAAAAACCCUAAAGCCGACCCCUUAAACACCCAACACCCCAAAACCAAAUUUGCCUCUCAAGCCAACACCGAAAAAUGGAAGACGUCUCGGGAUCGGUGGUGGUGGUCAUGGUGCCUCUCCCGGCGCAAGGCCACCUCAACCAGCUCCUCCAGCUCGCCCACCUCGUCGCCUCCUAUGGCAUCCCCGUCCACUUCGUCGGCUCCGCCUCCGUCAACCGCCAGGCCAAGCUCCGCUCCCACGUCCCGCUCUCGUCCGCGCCUGGCGACAUCAGCUUCCAUGACUUCCCAACCCCGCCCAUCCCCUCCCCGCCCCCAGUUAGUUCCCCUUACAAGUUCCCCUCCCAGCUCCAGCCGGCGUUCAACGCCACUUCGUCACUUCGCGGCCCCGUCGCCCUCGUCCGCUCCCUGUCCUCAGUGUCAAGGCGGGUCGUAGUGGUCUACGACUCGCUGAUGGCGUCUGUGGUCCAGGACGCUGCCUCGGUCCCCAAUGCCGAGAUUUAUCUCUUCCAACCUCCUUCCGCGUUCAUGCUCUGUUGGUUUACCUGGGAGAGCAUAGGGAUGGCGCCCCCGCCGGAGGUGGAGGUCGACCUCGCGGAGCUUAUCUCCUCCAAGGGCUUCCCGUCCAUCGUGGACUCCUGCCCCAACGAGUUCUUGAAGUUCGUGGAGUCGCAGAAAGAGUGCCAGAAGUUCAACUCGGGGUGCAUCCACAACACCUGCAGGGUCGUCGAAGGCCGUUUCGUAGACUUAUUUGCCAGUGCAACAGCGAACGGCACCGCGAUCAAGCACUGGGCAAUAGGGCCGUUCAACCCGGUCAAAGUACCCGAAAAGAGUUCGAGAAGAUCGGCUCACGGAUGCAUGGAGUGGCUCGACAAGCAAGCACCGAGCUCGGUGAUAUACGUGUCAUUCGGCACCACGACGGUGCUGAGCGACGAGCAGAUCCGCGAGAUCGCCAUGGGGUUGGAACGUAGUGGACAGAAGUUCAUCUGGGUAUUGAGGGAAGCUGAUAAGGCGGACAUUUUCGGCGGAGGAGGAGAGGCGAGGAAAAUCGAACUGCCCCAGGGGUUCGAAGAGAUGGCGGCGGCUCGAGAUUUAGGGGUGGUGGUGAGGGACUGGGCGCCGCAGCUCGAGAUCUUGGGGCACCCCGCGACCGGUGGGUUCUUGAGCCACUGCGGAUGGAACUCUUGCAUGGAGAGCAUCAGCAUGGGAGUGCCGAUCCUCGCAUGGCCGAUGCAUUCGGAUCAGCCCCUUAAUGCAGUCUUGAUCACACAAGUCCUCAAGAUUGGACUUAUCGUCAAGGACUGGAUGAGCCCAGACGACGUUGUGAAGUCCUCCGCUAUCGAAGGCGCCGUGAAGGCACUCAUGGCGUCGGAGGAAGGGGAGGAGGCGAGGAAGAGGGCGGCUGAGUUAGGGGCGGCCGUCCGGGGGUCGAUGGAUGAGGGCGGAGUUUCUCGGGCCGAGUUGGACUCUUUCAUCGCUCACAUCUCUAGAUAGAUUUUCUCCAUUUGUCCUUUUUUAUCCGCAUUAAUCAUAAUUAGUGGAGGAGAGAACAUUUUAUGUGAACUUAUAUAAGUGAUUUGAAGAACAAAAAUCUAUAAGAAUAUAGAAAUUAUAUAAAA